AUGUCUGCUGUUCCUGGUCCCGUUUACGGCCUCGAGGUCCCUCCUGGAGAGAUCUUGAUUCCUGCCGCCAUGGAGUUCCCUGCUUCUUUCCGCAUCACCAUGGCUGCCGUGGACCCUACAGAAGAGGCUGAGGCCGAUGACGAGGGUAACGUGCCUGCUGUCGCUCGAUCCACCCUUCGCCUUGUCAAGCGUGCCUUCCCCGGCCUCGAGGAGGACGACGAGGAGGAUGAGAUCGACGAGGAGUACAUGAAGGCUCUGCUUGCUGGUUCUGAUGACGAGGAGGACUCCGAUGAGGAGGCCAACGGUGGCCCUAGUGACCCUGUUAAGGCCAAGAAGCAAAGACAGGCUGCUGCUAUCAAGAAGCUCCUCGAGUCCGCUGCCCAGGAGGAGUCCGACGAGGAGAUGGAGGACGCUAAGCCCAAUGGCAAGGCCAAGGCCAAGGGUAAGGCCAAGGCUACCCAGGACGAUGAUGAUGAGGAAGAUGACGAGGAGGACUCUGAUGAUGACAGCGAGGAGGGCGGUGAUCUCGAGAACUUUGUCAUCUGCACUCUUGACACUGAGAAGAACUACCAGCAGCCUCUCGACAUCACUGUCAACCAUGGCGAGCAGGUCUUCUUCGUUGUUACCGGUACUCACACCAUCUACCUCACCGGAAACUACAUCAUGGACGAUGAUGAGGAUGACGAGGACGACGAGGAUGAUGACGAAUACGAUCUCUCCCCCGAUGAGCUUGAGUACGCCCUCGAGGGCGAGGACAGCGACGCCAGCGACGAACUCGAUGGUGUCUCAGACCCCCGCAUUGAGGAGCUCGAGGACGACGAGGAAGAGGCCCCCAAGCUUGUUGCCGCCUCCAAGGGCAAGAACAAGCGCGCCGCUGAUGAGGCCACCGAGGGUCUUGACGAGCUCAUCUCCAAGGAUGAUGCUAAGCUGUCCAAGAAGCAGCAGAAGAAGCUCAAGAACAACAAGGGCGAGGCUGUUGCCGCUGAGGAGAAGAAGGACGCUAAGAAGGUUCAGUUCGCCAAGAACCUUGAGCAGGGCCCUACCGGAUCUACCACCGAAAAGGCUAAGCAGCCCAAGGCUGCCACUGGUGUCAAGGUCGUUCAGGGUGUCACCAUUGACGACCGAACUGUCGGUAACGGCCGCACUGUCAAGAACGGCGACACUGUCGGUGUCCGAUACAUUGGCAAGCUCCAGAACGGAAAGCAGUUCGAUGCCAACAAGAAGGGUAAGCCUUUCUCCUUCAAGGCCGGUAAGGGACAAGUCAUCAAGGGCUGGGACAUCGGUGUCGUUGGCAUGGCCAUCGGUGGCGAGCGUCGCCUCACCAUCCCCGCCAGCCUUGCCUACGGCUCCCGUGGCCUCCCUGGCAUCCCCGCCAACAGCACAUUGAUCUUCGAUGUCAAGCUCCUUGAGAUCAAGUGA
Molecule: messenger RNA, 1419 nt
Organism: Fusarium sp. VM40
Lineage: Eukaryota; Fungi; Ascomycota; Sordariomycetes; Hypocreales; Nectriaceae
Source: the annotation of a GenBank genome assembly